Topomyia yanbarensis is the source of this 2091-nucleotide messenger RNA. RefSeq lists its product as uncharacterized. The transcript is spliced from 2 exons. Gene Ontology annotation, molecular function: DNA helicase activity. Gene Ontology annotation, biological process: DNA repair; telomere maintenance. The record is from RefSeq and is a predicted model, not a curated record. Lineage: Eukaryota; Metazoa; Arthropoda; Insecta; Diptera; Culicidae. Bases 1 to 2091 code for a protein of 696 amino acids.
AUGGACGAGGAAGGCAUCGAUGAUGAUUCGACCGAUGUGUGGACGCUGAACAUAAUACAGAAAUAUGAGAAGCGCGAGGGUCUCGAAAAUAUUUGUUUGGCAGAUUUUGUAGCGUGUUACACGAAGGAUAAAAGUAGUAGUAACACAUAUAAACAACGAAGUAUACCUCGAGUAAUCCGGUGGAGAAAAUAUAAAAUGACAGAAUUAAACGAUUACAAGCGUGAAAUGGUACUUCUAUUUCUACCAUUCCGGAAUGAAACUUGCGAUAUUCUUGAUCGUAACAAAUUCAUUGACUUGUAUAACCAAAACGAAACUUUCAUAUUGAACAAAUUGAAACAAUAUGAUUGUGAUAUUAAUCUCGAACAAGUCGUCGAGGAAUAUCUUCGUAUAACUGAAGAAAGUGAAAGUGACGAUCUUCAAAAUGCAGCCAACGAGAAACACAAUGAAUUCGUACGGGCUAUUAUCAUGGAGCCCAACGAUGACGAUAUUCAACAAUUGCCUAGUGGUGCUCUAGCAGCGGUCGUUAAGAAACGUACCAAUGUUAUGAGUAAGCAAGACUAUUGUGCUCUAGUCAGGACUACAAAUGUAGAACAACGAAGUUUGAUUUUACAUUUAAUUGAUAUCUUGCACAGCUUCGACGGAACGAACACACCUUUGCAGAUAUUUUUCACUGGUCCUGCAGGAUGUGGUAAAACGUUUACACUUCGCAUACUGAUGGAGACAUAUAAUCGUUUCAGUCAGGCACAUAAUUCACUGAAAAAUUCAUAUGUUGCUUGUGCAUCUACGGGCAAAGCCGCUGUAGCUAUUGGUGGCACCACAGUGCAUUCCGCUUUUCGCAUUACAAUGGCUCGCAGAAAUAAUUCAAAACUUGGGUUUGAAACUCUUCAACUGUAUCGUAAUGCUUUUAAUGGCGUUAAAGCGAUCAUUAUUGAUGAAGUUAGUAUGAUAGGUGCAGAUGUGCUAAAUAUCAUUCACUCUCGGUUGCAAGAUAUCACCGGAAACUAUGACGAUCCGUUUGGCGGAAUUCAUCUCAUAUUUUGUGGCGAUCUUCGUCAAUUACCACCUGUCAAUGCUCGACCAGUUUACAAAUCAUGUAGAAACUCUAUUCAUGGUCCUGUGCUGUGGCAGUCCCUGAAUUUCUUUCCAUUAAAGCAAGUUAUGCGGCAAUCCGAUAUUCAAUUUUCCACUAUUCUCACUAAAAUUGGCAAUGGCGAGGCACUUACAGACUCAGAAACUGAGCGGAUUGAGAGUCGAUUCCGAACAGCCGAGUGGUGUAGGCAAAAUGUACCGAAUGCUAUACGUCUCUUCCAUCGCAACAUUGAUGUAGAAACGUACAAUACUGAAACAUUACGCGAUCGGGAGGGUUACGAUUUUAUUGUAGACGAUAUUUUCACAGGCUACACGAACGCUGAACAGUUAGCAAGCGCUCGUAGUAAAGUUCAUAAAAUGAGCGUUGUGGAAACAGGUGGUCUACCUUAUUUAUUGCGAUUAACGACCGGAAUGCCCUAUAUGAUCACCACCAACAUUGACGUUGAAGUUGGGAUGGUUAAUGGUGCUAUAGGGGAACUCAAAUUCAUUGAGCACUGCGAUGAUGAUUCGGGUGAACGAAUUAUCCGACUAUGGAUGAAAUUUGAAAGUGAUAUUAUCGGUGCCACUUUGAAAAUAAAAUCUCGUCCUUUAGUGUACUCUAAACCAGCUCAGUUGCAAUUUGGUUGGGUUCCUAUUAUAAAGCGAUCGGCCAGCAUUAAGCUUGGUAAGAUCACUUGCAAACGAGUUCAAUUUCCGGUCGUUAGUGCGUGUGCGCUUACAGUACACAAAUCGCAGGGAGGUACUUUCUCUGAAGUUGUAUUUGACUACGACAAAGGUCUAGAACAACAAUUGGUUUAUGUUGGGCUGUCACGAGUCACAUCAAUGGAUGGGCUUUAUUUGACUAACUCGAAAAAUAAUUUCAAAUUUAAUCAUUGCAAGGGUAGUAAUUCACCCCGUAUUGCUGAACUGAGAACAGAGCUUGUACGUCUUUCAAAUCAUCAGCUGCCGACGAUUAGUGGUGUAUUGCUGGAUUUCAUUGAAACGUGUUCUCUGAAUCGGUAA